Centrocercus urophasianus (Greater sage-grouse) is the source of this 644-nucleotide messenger RNA. It is a transcript of the gene TMEM208, whose product is annotated as transmembrane protein 208. Gene Ontology annotation, biological process: vacuolar protein processing. Gene Ontology annotation, cellular component: intracellular membrane-bounded organelle. The coding region runs from base 27 to 548 and encodes 173 amino acids. NCBI's taxonomy places the organism in Eukaryota, Metazoa, Chordata, Aves, Galliformes, Phasianidae. The record is from RefSeq and is a predicted model, not a curated record. The transcript has 6 exons.
AAGGGGCAGCGCGGAGCGGAGCGGCCAUGGCGCCCAAAGGGAAGGCGGGCACCAAGGGCAAGAAGCAGAUCUUCGAGGAGAACCGCGAGACGCUGCGCUUUUACCUCCGCAUCAUCCUCGGGGCUUCCGCCGCGUACGCCGUGAUCAACCUGCUCGUGUUCUACUCGACCGCUUCCGCGUGGACGUGGCUGGCGUUCGCGUUCAGCUCGGCGGUGUACGGCGCCAGCUACCGCUCCAUGAGCUCCAUGGCACGGCCGGCGUUCGCGGAUGACGGCAGCCUCGCGGACGGCGGGAUCGACCUGAACAUGGAGCAGGGGAUGGCAGAGCACCUCAAGGAUGUGAUCCUGCUGACAGCAAUGGUCCAGGUUCUGAGCUGCUUCUCACUCUACGUCUGGUACUUCUGGCUCUUGGCUCCGGGCCGUGCUCUCUACCUCCUGUGGGUGAACAUCCUGGGGCCCUGGUUUACAGCUGAAUCUUCAGCCCCCAGUCAGGAGCCGAACGAGAAGAAGCAGCGCCGCCAGGAACGCCGCCAGAUGAAGCGCUUCUAGCCCUGGCUGAGGAGAUAGGUGAAUGCUGUCUCUCAUUUCCAUGCUGUUAUCUCAUCAGGGAUGCGACUGAAGCCAAUCAGAAAGCAUCGCAGUAUC